This is a messenger RNA of Myzus persicae (green peach aphid), 1279 nucleotides long. It is a transcript of the gene Rfk, whose product is annotated as putative riboflavin kinase. The coding region runs from base 199 to 651 and encodes 150 amino acids. The transcript has 5 exons. NCBI's taxonomy places the organism in Eukaryota, Metazoa, Arthropoda, Insecta, Hemiptera, Aphididae. Gene Ontology annotation, biological process: FMN biosynthetic process; riboflavin biosynthetic process. Gene Ontology annotation, molecular function: riboflavin kinase activity. Gene Ontology annotation, cellular component: mitochondrion. The record is from RefSeq and is a predicted model, not a curated record.
CUACUUAAAAUAUGUGUAUGUGAACAUCAUAUCAUUUAUAUAAUAUAAUGUGUUGUGUAAUAGUUAUUGAAAUGUUACAUAGUUGACUAAUGACUAUUGAGUUUAUAUACUCGAUAUAGGUACUAUCUCCUUAUGUAUUCUUAUUUCUUAAUCUAUCAAAUAAACUUAGAUAAUACCUAAUUUAAAACUUCAUUAGCCAUGAGUCAUACAGAACCAACAAAUGUAAAUGGAUUACCAUUUUAUGCAAGUGGUAUAGUUGUUAAAGGAUUUGGCCGAGGAUCAAAGGAUUUGGGUAUUCCUACUGCUAAUUUUAGUCGUGAUGUAAUCAAAGAUUUACCUGAAAACAUAAGCACUGGAGUAUAUUUUGGAUGGGCACAAGUUGACAAAUCACCAGUUUACAUGAUGGUUAUGAGUAUUGGUUGGAAUCCAUUUUAUCAAAAUGUUGAAAAGUCUAUGGAAAUCCAUAUACUUAAACAAUUUGAUGAAGAUUUUUAUGGAUCUAAUUUAAAAGUUAAGGUUAUUGGUUUUAUUCGACCAGAAUUAAAUUUCAACUCUGUUGAUGAACUAGUCAAUACUAUUCAUUCUGAUAUUGAACAUGCAAAACAAAAAUUAGAUGAAAAUGAUAAAACGGACGUAUACUUUGAUUUAUAAACUAAAACUAUAAAUUGUAAGGCAAUUUAAAUUUAUUAUUCCAUAUUGUAAUGAGUAUAAGUAUCAUAGGCGCGUGCAGGUAGGGCCAAGGCAGUGUGCUCUUGCUACCCCCCGAACAGUUUGAAUUCAUUUGUUAGGACCAAACAGAUCCAACUGUUCAAGCUGAGUCACCAUAUUAUACUGAAUAAAAAAUAAGUUAGUUAUCCAAAAAGUGUAUUGAAUUAUCAAGCUAAUCUUUUCUGUGUUUAAAUAAGUCUAUCUUUAAAACAUACUACAGUAUAUUAUUAUUAUUUCUAACAUUCAUUAAAGACUUAUAUGAUAUGAUUUAUAUACAUAUAUAUCUAAUGUAAUUGAUCAAAAACAAAAAUACUAAGGGUUUUCCUUGUCCCAUCAUAACGUUGCAGUAGCCAGUAGGUACAGUGUACACUAAUAUAAAUUUCAUUACCACCAUCCCCCAAGACCGCUUAUACGAAAAAAUAGGCUGGUAAAAUUGUUUGCUGCACUGACUUUCUCUCUGCGUACACCUAUGAUAAGUAUAUGACAUAAAAUAUAUUCCUUCGUGUAUUAUAAGGUUGUAUCAUCACAUUAUUUUGUUGAUAUGUAUAAUAAAUACAUAAUUAUUGUUAAA